This is a messenger RNA of Lolium rigidum, 1533 nucleotides long. Its product is annotated as rust resistance kinase Lr10-like. Gene Ontology annotation, biological process: protein phosphorylation. Lineage: Eukaryota; Viridiplantae; Streptophyta; Magnoliopsida; Poales; Poaceae. Bases 7 to 1533 code for a protein of 508 amino acids. The record is from RefSeq and is a predicted model, not a curated record. The transcript is spliced from 5 exons. Gene Ontology annotation, molecular function: ATP binding; protein kinase activity.
GUCAACAUGGCGCUUAGCAGUGGCAUCCUUGCCCUAUCAAUCAUUGGAGUGCUCGUGACUGGUAUUGUGACAGUGGUUGCCACAAUUGCGAUCUACCUAUGCGCCAAGGUCGCCGUGCAAGUGUAUUUGCGGCAGGACGGCAGCAAAGGCGCUGAACGGGAUGCCUCGCCCUUCAAUGGAGGAGCCGGCGGCAACACGGCGAGGGACUUGGACGAGGCCGAAGUCGAGAUGGGUACCAUGAGUUUCUUCAUCGAGGGCGUCCAGAACGAGCGUCCCGUUCGGUUCAGCUCGACUCAGCUGCGGGGCUUCACCCAGGGCUUCUCGCACAGGGUCGGCUCCGGCGGGUUCGGCGUGGUGUACAAGGGCAGGUUCCCCAACGGCUCGCCGGUGGCCGUGAAGGUGCUCAACAGCACGCUCGGGAGGCGCGCGGAGGAGCAGUUCAUGGCGGAGGCGCUCGUGUACGAGUACAUGGAGAACGGCUCGCUGGACCGGCACCUCUUCGGGUCGACGCCGGAGACGGCCAUCGGGUCCGGUAAGCUCCACGAGAUCGCCGUCGGGACGGGCAAGGCUGUGCGGUAUCUUCACGAGGAGUGCCAGCACCGGAUCAUCCACUACGACAUCAAGCCGGAGAACGUCCUCCUGGGCGCCGACAUGGCGCCCAAGGUGUCCGACUUCGGGCUGGCCAAGCUGUGCGACAGGGAGGACACACACCUGACGAUCACGGGCGCGCGGGGCACGCCUGGGUACGCGGCGCCGGAGCUGUGGAUGCCGCUGCCGGUGACGCACAAGUGCGACGUGUACAGCUACGGGAUGCUGCUGUUCGAGAUGCUGGGCAGGCGGCGGAACCUGGAGCUGGGGCUGCAUGGCCGCGAGAGCCAGGAGUGGUACCCGAGGUGGGUGUGGCACCGGUUCGAGGCCGGCGACAUGGACGCCGUGCUGGCGCGCACGAUGGCGGCGGGGGACGUGGACGACAUGGAGAAGGCCGCGAGGAUGUGCAAGGUGGCGCUGUGGUGCGUGCAGUACCGGCCGGAGGACAGGCCGUCCAUGGGCAACGUCGUUCGGAUGCUGGAGGGGGAGGAAGAGAUCGCCACUCCCGGUAACCCGUUCGCCCACAUGGCGGCCUACAGCUCCGGCGCAAUGCUGUCCGAUGACACAACAACGGAAUCGAACGCUUCCUCAGGUUUUCUCGGCAAGGAACCCCCGCCGUCGGACCUGCCGCCCCACCGGACCUGCCACCCCGCACCACCGGACAUGCCGCCCCGAGCUGCUGCCACGCGCCGCCCCGCCGCCUCGCCCCGCUUCUCAGGCCAUGGGCGGCCCCCGUCGCCUUGCGCCGCCUCAGGCCGCCAUGGCCCCCGUCGCCUUGUGCCGCCUCAGCCCGCCAUGGCCCCCGUCGCCUUGUGCCGCCUCAGGCCGCCAUGGCCACCCUGGCCCUGCCCCGUCGCGGCGCACCCGCCCUGCCCACGUCGGCGCCAGUUCCGCCCCGUCCCCACCAGCUCCGCCCCGAGUGGGAGAACGUCAAAAUUCAUCUAG